AUGAAAGUACUGAAGGAAAAAGAUGCUAGCGAUGUUGAGAUGCUCACCUAUGGUAUGACAAUGAUCAAUAAAACUUUGAAUGGAGUUGCAGAUCAGGAUACUUAUUACGAUAUUGUUGACGCAUUAGAAUCGCAAGGACUUGAAGAUGCUAUGAAAGAUAUGGUUCGACUUGGUCACAAAGAGCUUAGUGAUCAAUGCCGACUUUAUGAACGGGUUUUGAAGCAAGAAGAUGAAGCGGGCAGUAAUGAAGAAUCAAAUUUAGUUAAAAUGAGAAAUCGUGGUAGUACUCAAAAUCGCUUUGACAGCUAUCAAAAUGACCGAAGAGAGCAAAUGCGAAAGAGGCAUGAAGAGCAUUUGCAACAGCAACUUAAUCUUCAAAAGAAUCGGGUUUUCAACAAUGUUGAGAAGUUUGAAGCACCUCUGACAAAUGGUACUGCUGAAGCUGCAAAAAUUGUACCGCCGUGGAGAAGGAAAGCGUCAGAAGAAGCUGUAGCUCCAAUACAAGAGCCUGCAGCCCCACAAAAAGCAGCAGAACCCGUACCUAUCAACGCCACCAACGAGGAGAAAAAGCCUAUUUCCCUUACUGAUCAAAACGAGGAGGAGAAUAAUGAAAAUGUCGAACCUGAAAAGCCUGUUCGAGCUCCUCCACCGUCGUUUCCAUCAUUGUUUUCUCCAACUGAGAAAAAGACCAUGGAAAUUCCUGAAGUCAAACAGGCACCUAAAGAACCGGAGCCACCAAAACCUCAGCCUGCUACGGUAGAAGAAGACGAGGAAGAGUGUCCGAACAAUUUUGCUGCUCAGUUGAGACGUCGCGCAGCGAAGCACCAACAAAAUGCUGCGUCGUUUGAACCAAAGUUAAGUGAGGCGGAAACCCAGUGGAAGAAGGCUGCAGAAAGUUUCAAGUCGAAACCACUAAUUAUUAAUGAUUUGGACUUUUCGGAGUUUCACAAGGACGAGUUCGAACAGGAUCCUUUAGUAAUGGCUAGACUUGCUGUUAUAGCUCAAGAAAAGGGACUGCUUCCUGGCAGUUCCGGUGCUCCACCAAGACCUCCACCAGCGUUUCUUGGUGCUGUACCUCCAGCACCUCCUCCGUUACCUGGAAUGGUAGGUGGUGCUCCGCCUCCGCCGCCGUUGUUGAAUCCACAAGCGCAGAAUCAAAGAAGCGAUUCCAGUUUUGCUUCUUCAGCAAAAACGAGUACGCUGAAACUUCACUGGAAACCAGCGCAAGCUGAACCGCCGCCGGUACCCGUGCUCAAAAAUAAGGGAACAUUUUGGCAUAAAUUGGAUUUGCCUCCAAUAGAUACACGCAAACUUGCUCAACUUUUUGAACAAAAAACCAAAACUGCAGCUCCACAGAAACAAGGCAACGAACAUAAACCACAGGUGCUCCAAGUGCUUUCGUUGAAACGAUCUCAGGCUAUAAAUAUUGGGUUAACAAAACUACCACCUAUUAGUGUUAUUCCAGCAGCUAUCAUGAAGUUCGACUCUUUGGUUCUGAAUAAAGAAGGCAUAGAAAAAAUUUUGUCCACAAUGAUGCCUUCUCCGGCAGAAAUUGAAAUGAUUGAAACCAAGCAGAUGGAAAAUCCUGAAAUGCAAUUGGGUCAGGCAGAACAGUUCCUUUUAAAACUUUCGCAAAUUCCCUGUUUGCUUGAAAGGCUUCGAUUAUGGUCGUUCACACUGGACUAUAAGAACUGUGAAAAGGAUAUUGCUGAACCAUUAAUGGACCUUCAGCUGGCUAUGAAGGAAAUCGAGGAAUCGAAAACUUUUAGGACAGCCAUGGGAAUGUUGCUGACAAUCGGCAAUACUUUAAAUGGAACAGAAAUAAAGGGAUUUCAACUGGAUUAUCUUACUAAAGCAUCCGAAGUUAAAGAUCCUGUUUAUAAGCACACACUGACCUAUCAUUUAGCCGAAUAUAUGAUUGAGAACUUUCCUGAAGGGACAGAUUUGUAUUCGGAAUUCGGAGCCGUAGCUCGAACUGCUAGAGUGGACUACGAUGAAUUAGAAAAGAAUCUGAAGAAAUUAGAGCAAGAAUGUAAAGCUUCAUGGGACUACCUUGCAAAAAUCAGCAAAAAUGAUAGUUCAUCGUCAAUGAAGCAGAAGAUAAAUGACUAUCUUAACGACGUGGCACAAAGAAUUCACCAGCUGAAGACCAUUUAUAGGCUUGCUCUCAACAGGUGGCACGCAUUUCUGCUCUUCUUUGGCUAUAGCGUUAAUGAGGUACCUACUCUAAAGCCAAUGUCUGUUUGUAAAAUGGUUAUUGAAUUUGCUCUGGAGUAUCGAACUACUCGCGACAAAAUCUUGCAACAGAGAAAACGUUUGGCAGAUAAGAAGGAAAGAAAUAGAACAAGAGGAGUAAUCUGGGCACCACAGAAACAACAGCAACAAGACAGAAAUGCAGUUCCUACUCCGUAUAAUUCCCGGAGAGCUCAACCAGUCCAAAUGAAUGCUGCUGAGCAACAUGAAAAAAUGACCGAAAUUUUGACUGGAAAUGGUGAUGCGUGGAAAAGAACACGCGCUGCAAGGCCUAGUGGAGAUUCAACAACAAACAUUCUUGCGAACCGUCGUGAAAUGCUACGAUCAGUGGGCGCUGGAGAACCUAACAACCCGGGAGGUGAAUCACCAGAUGACGAGAUUUUAGAGGGCCUUGUAAAAGCAGCUACAGUUCAAAGUGCACCGAGAGAGACACGCCGACGAGCGAGACAAUUCAACCUGAGGCGAACGCGGACAUUAAAAUUGGCUGAUGACCAGAUGAAUACGAUGAUGAGUAAUGGCUAA
Enterobius vermicularis (human pinworm) is the source of this 2775-nucleotide messenger RNA. The record is from the annotation of a GenBank genome assembly. NCBI's taxonomy places the organism in Eukaryota, Metazoa, Nematoda, Chromadorea, Rhabditida, Oxyuridae.